Drosophila takahashii is the source of this 1687-nucleotide messenger RNA. RefSeq lists its product as uncharacterized. The record is from RefSeq and is a predicted model, not a curated record. Lineage: Eukaryota; Metazoa; Arthropoda; Insecta; Diptera; Drosophilidae.
AUGGCGAGGGUAUAUAGGGAACCCAGCUACCAUAUUCGGACCUUCACUCUGGUUUCGGUGAAGCUGGAGGGCGUAGCUAUGCUGAUCUCCUGCCUGUGGACAACUCUUCCAUGGAUUGUAAUGGGCCAGACGUACUACAUGAGCUUCGUAUUCAACAACUAUGGGCCCUCUAGGAUAAGUGCGCCUCAACUGGGAUUCAACGGCACAUCAAAUCCGCAAAUGGACGGAGGUACCCUAGAGGUCAGCUCGGAAGAGCAUUCACGCGGCGGUGAAACCCUAGAAGUCAGUUCGUUAGAGCACUCAAGGGAAUCCCAACAGAGGCCAUCCCGUAAAAAAUACAAGGAAAUGGAAACUCUUGAACUGAGUUCAGAAGACCAUUCGCGGAAGACUCAUAGUAACUCAAGACCCGCUGUUGAAGAUCAGGACUCAAGCGAUUCGGAUGAGACGUUGAAUUGGUCCACGACUGCAAGGAUAAGGCCUACGACUUCAAAGAGGAAAACAAAGACUACGACCAAUGAAACUCCUGAGUGGCCCACCGAAAUCACCACGCAGUCAACAAGAGUUACUGUUAUAGAAACUGUUCAGCUUCCGGGAACCGUUUCCCCUGAAGUCACCGAGGAUCCCCAGACACUCUACACGGAUCCGCCAGAACUCGGAUCAUCGGCGACCAUAGAUCAACAGGAGAAGCCAACAAGGACUCCUCCCAGGACUUGGGUCGAGACCGUUACACCGCAUCCCAGCGAAUUCUUCGAUUACCCACAGGCCACGUGCAGAGAGGACAUGGAUCUGCACGAGGUGUUUGGCAUUACUCUCGAACGAGACCGCGGCCUGCCCACCAAGAUAUUGUGCGACUUCAAGAACAGCUGGGGGGGUCCCUGGCUGCUGAUGACGCGGAUAGAGCUCCCAGUGCGCAUACACCUGCGACACUGGUUCUUCGGCUACGUAACGCCCGACUACAAGGACAUUAACAUCAACUUUCUGGGCCUGGCCCACAUCAUGAACUCGAUGCGAACAGCCAUGCUGAUAAUCGGGCAGGACAGGGACAACAAGUUGGUCUACAAUCUGUACGACGAUGUGGUCAUCUCGGCCUUCAAUGAUCUGUUCAUGUUGCGCAAAGCCGAGUUGGUGGAGGCCAACACCACGGAACUGCUGUUCGUGUCCGUGGGCAAGGUGAUGAGCUCGUAUGCGGGCCGGAAUCGAUCGUGUCCUCUACAGGUCCUCGGCAGCUGGUGGGGUCAUCAUGUGGUACAGGAAAUGUACCAGGGAUUUUUCUGUGUCUUCCCCAAGGAUCGGGACAUUUCCAUGCCUGGCUAUGUGGCCAUUUUUAUCAAGCCCAGUUUAUUUCCGGCAAACCACACAGCUCUGUACAACAAGCCCAUAUCCACGCGACGGCCCUGGAAAACCAACCUAAAUACGAAGAUAUUGAAUGAAACUGCCAUAAACUCGCCGACUAAGAAAAGCCAAAAGUCCGAAUGGGAUCGCAACAAGGUGGCUGUCAACAAGGAACUGGUGCGUCGUGCAAGGAUCUUCGAGACAAUCGAUCGGUUGAGAAUGGAGGAGGCAAGGCAUAACAGGGGCAUUGGGUAGCAUUAAACGGGGUCUAGAUUUAGGUUCACAAACUAAGGCUGGGAAUUCUCCAUUACUCAAGAAAGAUAAGUAUUUAAGUUUGGUAACGUUUAAAUACUAA